AUGAGCACUUCUCGUCAGCAGGCCGUGUCACUCCCCGCUCAUGCCCCAGCAGUAUCGACCAGCACAUCGUCUUCCGCCCAGAAGAAUGCGCGCACAGCCUAUCCCGACAUGUUAGGUACACCACCGGUUCCUCCCCCGAGGACCUCUUCCACCCACCACAGUCGCCGCAGUCCAAAUGGAACCUCUACCGAGAAAACGAAUAGCUCCCGACAAGGCAAGAGCAGGUCUGAUCGAAAAGAAAGCCGUGAUCGCACCCGCGAGGACCGAAAUGGCAGGCCACGGAGGCACCAGCCCGAGGAAACACCUCGGGAAGUACAACCAAGGACGGCUCCAGUCGCAAACCCCACCGAGUCGGAAAUGGACAGUGCCCCUGGCCAGGGAAACUCUGUAAAAGAAACAAUCACGGAUAUCAAUUCUGUGCCGGUCAGCGACCAUCUUAUGGACCAGGAGAGAGAACAGGUGCGACAGGCCGGUACCGAAAAUGCCUCUUCAUCUGGAUUCGGUGCAGCUGGGGCCGACGGUGCGGAGGAGGCUCGUGGGCCUCGAAGUCGCCACGAUUACAAUAAUGGAAACGUGAUCAAGCGCAAGGAAACUACGUUUGGGUCGUACAUUCUCGGACAAACCCUCGGCGAGGGCGAGUUUGGAAAGGUUAAGCUGGGGUGGAAGCGCGAUGGCAGUAUCCAGGUGGCAAUCAAGCUCAUCCGGAGAGACACAUUGGGGACCAACCCCAGCCGACUGCCCAAAAUCUACCGUGAAAUCGCCAUUCUACGUGAGCUGGCGCACCCCAACAUUGUGCGCCUUCACGAAAUGGUGGAAACCGACCGUCACAUUGGUAUCAUCAUGGAAUACGCCUCAGGAGGUGAACUGUUUGAUUAUAUCCUAAAUAAUCGAUAUCUCAAGGAUAAUUCUGCACGCCGACUGUUUGCUCAGCUGGUUUCCGGAGUUGGUUAUCUGCACAAGAAGGGUAUUGUGCACCGUGAUCUCAAGCUGGAGAACUUGCUACUCGAUCGGAAUCGCAACAUCAUCAUCACUGACUUCGGAUUCGCCAACACCUUCGACCCGGUGGAUCCCCUAGACGAGGAAACCGAGUACAACUUGACCAACAAAGAAUAUGUGAAACGGAAGCGGCUAGACAGAAUUGGUCCAAAUGGGCUAAGGCGAGGUGAUCUUAUGCAGACCAGCUGUGGCAGUCCCUGUUAUGCAGCCCCCGAGCUAGUCGUGAGCGAUUCUUUGUACACAGGCCGGAAGGUGGAUGUGUGGAGCUGUGGUGUGAUUUUGUACGCGAUGUUGGCGGGAUAUCUUCCCUUCGAUGAUGACCCAGCGAACCCAGAUGGCGACAAUAUCAAUCUUCUGUACAAAUAUAUUGUCACUACCCCUCUCACCUUCCCGGAAUAUGUCACACCGCAUGCACGCGAUCUUUUGAGACGGAUACUAGUUCCCGAUCCCAGGAAACGUGCAGACCUGUUCGAGGUUGCCCGUCACAGCUGGCUCAGCGAGUUCUCGAACAUUGUCUCUCACAUCACAAGCAGCACGACAAACGUCGUGGAUAUUGCAAACACUACCAUCCCCUCUGAAACCCAGAAGGAAGCACCGCCUCUCGUCCGCAGUGCCUCAGUGCGCGAACCUCCGAAGGCACAUCAGAACAGUGCUCCUGCCGUUGGUGGUUUGAACCAUCAUGCCGGAGAUGUUUCUCAAGACCCGCCGUCCGAAAAGUCCAGGACUCCCCGUGAUGCCAAACGGAGGACGGUACAAGUCGAAUAUGUUGCUCCUCAAUCACAAACGACCCGAGGAGAACCUCCGGUGGAACAGUCUGCAACACGCAGUCGAGCCCCGGCCCCAUCCGAGGCCCAAGUUGCGGCUUCAGCGCAGCAGCCGACAGGGCCUACACACCAGCCUGCAGAUGCACCGGCACUCAACCUCAACAAGCCACUUCCAGGUCACUUCCCGCGCUCGACCUCGGACAACGCAGCACUUACUGGGUCGCAAGCGAUUGCUAUGUCUCAAGGACCUCGGCCAGCCACUGGUGGAUCUAUGAACUCCUUUGGAAACACGGGUCGUUUGCCUUCCCGCGGCUCCUAUGGACAGCCGGUGGCUCCCACUGUUACCGCAACUAACACAGAAGGCCGCCUAGCACAGCCUAAGAGCAGGCAAUUUGCUCUUGCGCAGGAUCCUGCGCAGGUAUCGAGCACAUCCAUCGGUCGUCCAAGCACCCAGAACCAGCAGUUGCCUUCAACCUUCAACACGACUCCUCGACAAGAACCGCCAAAGGGUCACAAGAGAUCCAAUACUGUUUCCAGCCUAGGCGAGAAACUUUUCGGUCGUUCUGGUUCAAUAUUGGGUGGCCGUACGCAGUCUAACGCCACUCGUACAAAGCAGGACAAGCGUUACCCACCUGUCAGCAUGAAGGAGCCUCUACCGAGAGAAAACUCUAGAAUGUCUGUGGACUCCCGCCGCUCUAUGCAGUAUCCCCACAAUCGCAAGACAAGCGAGUCUGGCACGGAAACCCGUCCUCGUCGAUUCUCAUUACUUCCACAAUCCUUCUCAUUCCGAGGUUUCUCUAAUACUCGGGCCCAGACUCCCGAAGAAACCUCGCACAUCCCUCGCCCCGUCGACCCCGGUGCCCCGCAACGCCCUGCUACCGGUCCUGCAGGUCCGGCGCAGGGUCGUUCUCGAGCGACAAGCUAUGGCACUCAAGAUGCCAUGGGAAUAGUUGACGAGGGCCCCGGCGAGGAUGUUCAUACCCAACCUGAGCCGCUUAGCUACGAGGCCCAGAUUGAUCGACAGUUUGCAGAUCUGGGGUCUCAAUUUGAUCACCAGAGUGAUUCCUUUGGAGUCCCCUCAGCUGAGCAAGUCUACCAAAACUCUGCAGACCACCCUGGUCACCAAAGCCACUCUAAGCCAAACUACUACGAUGAUUACAACGGCCCGUAUGACAGCGUGCCUAGGCAGUCGAUGCAGGUUGGUCGAUCAGGACGUGGGCCGGGUGUUUUGCAGAAAAACCACCGCAAAUUUGCUGACGCCUACGAAUAUGAGCGCGAUGGGUCUCACCAUUCCGGUAGCUCUGGGGCAGCACGCAAAGUCAUGGACUUUUUCCGAAGACGUGCCAAGUCCCGCGCCGGUGAUGACCGUUGA
Molecule: messenger RNA, 3132 nt
Organism: Penicillium concentricum
Lineage: Eukaryota; Fungi; Ascomycota; Eurotiomycetes; Eurotiales; Aspergillaceae
Product: putative serine/threonine protein kinase (Kin4)
Exons: 3
Coding region: 1-3132 (1043 amino acids)
Biological process (GO): protein phosphorylation; intracellular signal transduction; microtubule cytoskeleton organization
Cellular component (GO): cytoplasm
Molecular function (GO): ATP binding; tau-protein kinase activity; protein serine/threonine kinase activity
Source: RefSeq, a predicted model, not a curated record